UUCUGGUUGCCACAGAGAAGAUGUUGCGGGUAUUAUUGUCACUCACUCUUUGCUUUGAUGGAGCAAGUUCACGGAAUAAUUAUACGGAGCUGUGGUAACGAAGGACUAUCGUAUCUGACCGUUUGUAGCUAGCUAGCUACUAUAGUGGAUUUAUUGAGGGUUUUUCGCUUCGUAGCCAACAUGUUGCUUUUCGCUUAUUAUGUGUAGAAAGAUGAGAGCACGCUAACUUAAGCUAGCUAGCCAGCCAACCUAGUGCGCCACACACAGAAGGUUAGGCUGCACAUAAAUACUCAUUUUAGGUAUCAACCACUUGUUCAAACUAGCUUCUAGCAGACCCACUUGACAGGUUCCAGGCUUAUAGUUAACGUUAGCUCUUGGCUUUUAGGUAGCUACUGUUAACGUGUGUUGAUUUAAUAAAUCAGUGCCACCAAGACAUACUGUAGCUAUUCUAACUGAAACGUCACCAUUGGCUUUGGAGUAAUUUGCGAUAACACAAGCAAGGCCUUGUCAGGAUGCACACUACCCGUAGCCCGUCGUCCAUCCAGGCUGGAGGAACAGGGGAUGCCCUGGACCUGUCUCUGUCAGGCUCCCAGCUCUCGGUGUCCCGCCGGCCCAGCUCUGCCUCUCCAGGGAAAGUCUUCUCCCGCUCUGUGUCUGUCUCUGUAGCCAGCGAAGGCAGGGGCAAACGCAACACACUGGGUGAUGCUGGGUUUGGCAGCUCCCGUUCUAUCAAGAACCUGAGAAGGUCCAACAGUACUACACAGGUCAACCAGCAAGCCAACAUCAGCCUAAGUGAGGACCAGACAGAAGACUUCCUUGCGUUGUUUGACAGCAGCUCAGAUGGACGCAGGAAGCUGGCCAGCCUCAGUAAGGCCUCCCCGGACCGUACCACCUGGAACAUCCUGGAUGACCAGCCAAGAGCAUUCCCUAUACCUACCAGCUCUCGCUCCACGGGCAGCGUGGACUCUCCCAUCACCAGUGGCCCGAAGAGGAGAGAGACCGGGGUAGCCCUGGCUGCCAACUUCACUGCUAACAACAGGAGCAACAAGGGAGCUGUGGGGAACUCUGUCACAACCAUCUUGCAUAACAACUACUCUGACAAACCCCUCACCCCCAAGAGCUCCAACCAGAAACCCUCCUUCAAUAACAUCCUGAAAGCCACAGUGAAUGACGAGGGACCCCUGGAGAGCAGCUCUCUGACCACCAAGUCCCAGAAGAACUUCUCCUCGUCCUCCUCUACAUCUAACAACAAUGCUGGCCAGCGUAGCCCCAGAGGCUCCCCCAGCCUGCCCCGCAGGAGAGAGGUCACAGAGGAGGAGGCCGAGAGGUUCAUCCAGCAGGUGAACCAGGCAGCGGUGACCAUCCAGCGGUGGUAUAGACUCCACACCAGGAGACAGUCACAGCAUGCCAGCCAGGCUGCCCUCAGACGCAUCCUCACCACCAAGAAGAAGGAACGAGAACAGAGAGCAGAGGAGGAGAAGUCUCCAGAGGUGCAGAAGAAGGAGGAGGACCGUAAAAGGAUUCGUGAGGAGAAGGCUCGUCUUGCCCGCGUCGCAGCCAUUCAGGAGCUGCAGCAGAAGAGAGCCCAGAGGGCUGCUGAGAUACAGGCCUUUGCCCAAGAGGAGAUGGAGACCCUGAGACACAGUGGCAAGGUGGGCCAUAAGAAACCGACUAAGACCACCACCUCCUCCCCCAGCAACAAGAGCCCCACAUCCCCCUGCAACAGGAACCCUAUUUCCCCCACUGGCUCUGACGUCAAGGCCCAGAACACAGACUCUAACAAUGUGAACGUUGUGACUGACCUGGAUGACGUCACCAACUUGAGACCGCUUUCCCCUGCACUGUCCAAUCGCAGAGACUCUCAAUGCUCUCAGGAGAUUCUGCAGCGGUCAGUGAGUGUGGAGGACCAGCGCCAGGGGGCGCCAUCGAGCAGAGCCCAGUCUAAGACCACCCUGAACGACCUGCUGGACACUCUGAAGCUCCUAGAGGAAGAACCAGAGAGGCUGUCUGAACCCAAGAGCUACCACAAGGAGAAGUACUCCUGGAUAGAUGAGGAUGGAGACUCCAACUCCCUGACCACUGAUAACCUGGAGCGUCAUGGUCAGCUGGUCCAUACCCCUGUGCUGCCAGACGGGGGUGCUCUCCUCUCUGAGGCCAAACUACAGAGCAUCAUGAGCUUCCUGGAUGAGAUGGAGAAGUCUGAACAGGAGAGACCUCGAUCUGUCACCUCAGGGUCACACAAAGAGAUGUUGUCAGAAGAGGAGCUUGCGGGAAUAGAGCAGGCCUCGGCCACGGCUGCUGAGGUCACUGGCUCCAUGAUGAGACUGAAGUUGGAGCUGGAGGAGAAGAGGCGCACUGUCAACAUGCUGCAGACCGCUCUGACCCAGCAGAGGGAGUUGACAGUGAGGCAUGUGAAGGAGACAGAGAAGGAAUUGAGCAGGAACUUCACUCUGCAGAAGGAGCAGUAUGAAGCCACCAUCCAGAGACACCUCACCUUUAUAGACCAGCUAAUAGAUGAUAAGAAGGCUCUGAGUGAGCGUUGUGAGGGAGUGGUGGGAGAGCUCAAACUAGUGGAUCAGAAAUACACUAAGAAGAUCGGCCAGAUGCAGGAGCAGCAUGAACUGGUGUGGCAAAUUCUGGGUCCCUUGUGCGAGGAGAUCAAGAAGCUGAAAGAGUUGAUGAGUGCCACAGAGAAGGUCCGCAGGGAGAAGUGGAUCGACGAGAAGACCAAGAAGAUAAAAGAGAUCACUGUGAAAGGUCUGGAGCCAGAGAUCCAGAAGCUGAUCUGUAAACACAAGCAAGAGCUGAAAAAGCUGCGGGUCCUUCAUGAGGCUGAGCUGUUGCAGGCAGACGAGAGGGCAGCCCAACGCUAUGUUGGCCAGACUGAAGAGCUACGACAACAGCUGGAGAGAGACCGGGACGAGCAGUGUCAGAGAGAGAGGGAACUGGCCAAGCAGAGGUUUGAGAAGCAGCUAGCGGAGGAGGAGAUGUCUUUACAGCAGCAGAGGAGGAGACUCUACAAGGAGGUGUCUGAGGAGAAGGAGAGACUCAACCAGCUGGCCGCCAGGCAGCGUGCUGAGCUGGAGGACCUGAGGAAGCAACUGGAGGAUAACAGCUCCCUGGCAGGGAGAGCUCUGAGAGAAGAGCUGGAGAAGAGCAGGGAGGAGCAGGAGAGGAGGCACCAGGUGGAGUUAAAAGCCCUCAGAGAACGCCUGGAGAUCGAGAAACAGACCUGGGAGGAGAACUACAUGAAGAAGGAGGAAGCAUGGUUGUUGAGUCGGGAGCGCGAGCUGAAGGAGGAAGUACGUCGGGGGCGGGACAAAGAGAUCGAGCUGGCCAUUCAGAGGCUGGAGGAGGAGACGAGCGGGGCCCGCGACGAAUGUGACCGGGCCGCUGACAAUCGUGUGAAGCGUGUGCGGGAGAAAUACGAGGCGGAGCUGAAAGAGUUGGAGCGCUCUGAGAGGUCUGCCUUGGAAAAACAGCAGGAGAUGAAGAAGAGACAGAGUGAGAUGGAGGGAGAGCUGAUCACACUACAGGGCCAUCUCAGACAGAGAGAGCGGGAGAUCGAAGACAUCACCCAGAUCCGUGACAAGCUGUCUGGGGAGCGUCGCAGCCUGGCAGAGGUUAUCAGGCAGGAGUUUGCUGAAAGACUCAUUGUGACGGAGGAUGAGAACAGAAGGAUGAAGACCGAGACAUCAGAGGUCAGGGCCAGGCUAAGGCUGGAGGUCGAGAGGGUCACCAGGGAGAAGGAGGAGGAGCUGGCAGAGGUCCACCAACGGGUGAAGUCAGCCAUCUUGAAAAAGGAAGAGACUGUGGCUAGCCUUAGGAAGCAGCAUGAGGCUGCUCUGAAGAGGGCAGACCACCUGGAGGCCCUAUUGGAACAGCAGAGGAAGCAGCUGCUCGAGAAGUGACUGACAGGGGGGCAAGGACUUGAACAUCACAAUCUCCACCUCCUCUGCCUCUCUCUUCCCCUCAUCACUCCUUCAUCUGUUCUGUCACUUGGGGCCCCACUUUUCCCUCAGUUUUUUCUUUGGUCUGGUGGAUGUGUUUCUGAUGGACUAGAGUGAGAGAAACAGAGAACUUGAGCCUGCCUGACUGUAUCUCCGCAGACUUCUUGAUAAAGACCCAGAUAUUAGAGACCGAGCCUGGCCUCUCCCAAGCAGGCCGAAUACGGUCAGGGAAACAGGCUGGAGAGGAUACCGUCUGCUGUUUUAAGAGCCUCUCACGCUGGAGGAGCCACAGACUAGGAGUGCUGUGAUCUUUAACUGCCCAGUGGAUUCCUGGAAGGACUGAACCAUACUCUACCUAUAAGCCUUUUAGACUAGGGGGCAGUGAUUGUUUACAGUACAGAGGCUCAAGCAGUGAAUGAACAGAACCAUUCUGUUCCCGUAGGGGCCAUGAACCGGGAGGUCUGUGUUCUUUAACUGCCCAGUGAACUCCUGGACGGACUGAACCACCUCUGGAAUUUUGAUGAAUUGUGAACCCCCCCCUAAAAUCUGAAGGAGUGGGAGAGCUCAUUCCCCACAGAGCAGAGACUAGGUUGCUGCCACAGAGAAGAGAACUGUUCCAGAUGUUCUAAGCCAGCCCAGGCCUGCUCUGUGACAGUGUGAAGUUUCCCAGCAGGCAGAGAGGGUCUUUCUGAGAAGGAGGGAAAGGAAUCAGCACCCCAGCACCACCCUCUUCCCCUGCUGAGGUCCUGCAGUUAGUUAUUCAGACACGUCAGUACAGAGUGCUGUUGAAUGAAGCUGGGGCUCGAGGUUGCUCGGCAAUGCCCUUUGUGUACGAGUUACAGAUGUCUUUUGUCCCGGUGCCCCUCUGGGCUAGUGCCAAUUACAGGAUCUGCUGCCUUGGCUUGGUGCAACCCCCCCUUCCCACACACUCACAAUCACACCCUUUGCCCCUGGCAGUCACAAGCCUAGUUUAGCUCUGACAGGCAGAUUUGUUAUGAAUGUCUUCAUCCAAGUCAAAUCUAACAAUGAGUCUAGAAAUAAUACUAACCUUGGUGUUGACAAGUUGUAUAGUGUGCUAGGAUGUCAAUAGAAGGAAAGAGUGAGGGAUGGGUGUGGGAGUAAUUGUGGGAUGCAGAAAGAAUAGACAGAUAUGAGACAGUGAGUAAUGAUGCUCUGAUAGUGUAUUUAAUCUUAUUGAGAGUCAUGGUUGCGGUGUGGUGUGGGUUUUGAAAGUGAGACAGAACGAGGGAGAGGGCGAUGAAGGAAUGUGCAUAGGAAGUGUUUAUAGGAUUAGGAAAGCUGAGACUGGGACUGACUGGGGUAUGGGGGGGCACAACACAAGCCUAGUGGUUUCGUGUGACCAGAGACCCAAACCUAAAAGCCCCAUGAGCCUGGUGGGUCUGAUAGGAUGAUAGUCUGAGGGCUACACUGUGACAAAAAUACAUCUAACUCUCACUGAAAGGGUCCAACACUGGGCCCCUCCACUUAACAGAAGUAAAGUAGCCCCUAAUCAUCCAGGGGAAGGAACUAUCAAACUGGUUAAUAAGAUUUUCAGAAGCCGUCUAGGUACUUCCUAGUUUUGCAUGUCUCUCUUUUAUCUUGUAUGUUGUUUUUAUUUAUAUAUAUAUAUAUAUAUAUAUAUACACUUACUUGUGCUUUUUAUUUGUUUACCCCUUAAAAAGUUUAAUGUUUUGUAUGUCCCACUCAGAAACUAGAAACUGUUUUUGUUAUUCAUUUUCAGUCUGAAACAGUGUACUUCUGGGUAACUUCAUAUCCUGAAUGGAAAGAGGACCGAGGGGGGUUGUGAAGCCUGGAAUUGCGACCCAAAUGGCACUCUAGUCUAAAGUAGUGCACUAUAUAGGGAAUAGGGUGCCAUUUGGGAUACAAUCUUGGUGCUUCAGUGAGAAGCAAACCCACCAGGAAGUAUAGUAAGCCUUGUAUUUAGGUGAAAUAGAAUGUGACAGAUGUUAUCCUGUGUGGUUCUGCUAUUAUUUUUUUUCAUAUUUAUUUACUAUUUUCUUUAAAUGUAUUUUACCGUCUGAUCUGAUGCUCUCGUAACUGGCUCCCGGUGUGUUUAUCCUUUACAUACAAGUGCUAUGCACAAAGUGAUGGGUUUUUACUGAAGUCUAAUUUUCAUUUAGUCUCCCAUUAACAUCAAUGCAUGACUAAGUUGAAGUUUGAAGUUAAUGAUUACAAUGCAAGCAGCCCUAUUCCAAGAUGGUGCUUGUGUACCUUUUCGUUCACAGAAACACUACACAUCCACGCCCAGUCUGAGCUGUACAGUUAGUGAUGCUCCAUGGUGCCAUUUUAUUUAGGAUGGUAUGUGUUUAUUAGUAUGUCAGGUUUUGCUGAUGGGAAAUGUAGAGGAUUUUGUGUCAAACGCCAAUGUUACAGCUUCCUUCUAGUUCUCCUUUUUAGCCUUGUCUUCUUGGCUUUUCAGUUGGGGGAGGUCUGACAGUGAAGGCUCAACAAUGGAAGCGCUGUCACAUACCGUCUCUCGUCAUCCUAUUGAGUGGAGGCGGGCAACUUCCAAACUUCAGACACAAAAUUUCACUCUUCUAAUCAAUAUCACAGAAGCAUUUAAAUGGCAAGGCUUUGAAUGGCAGUUGAGUCACCAUGUGUUUCUCUCAUCUUUAACUUCAUUAGUUAUUAGUCAUUGGCUACAUCCUAAAUGGCAUCCUAUUCUCUACUUUUGACCAGUAGUGCACUAUAUUGGGGAUGUACAUAUUUCUGUAGCCAUGGUGGAUAUUACAGGGUUUGCAUGUGGAAUUGGCUCCCUAUUCCAAAUAUACUGCACUACUUUUGACCAGGGCCCACAUUGGACUCAAAACUAGUGCAUUACAUAGGAAAUAGGGUCCCGGGCACAGCCUUGAUCCCUACCAUUCCUCAGACAGUUGGCACUGCGUCCAGGGUUGUUGGCUUCUUUGUCCAGAAGGGUGGCAGCAUGACUGGCAUGCCAGUCCCACACGUGCCAAUGAGUCCUGCCUUUGUGUGUGUUUCAUUUUGGCCUGGGAUGACCUCCGUGAAACACACACUCGCUCUUACUUGUACCCUUCAUUUGUGUUGAAUUUGAAAUCGGACUUUCUUCACAAACCACUCCAGCUGUCUUUGAUUGUAUUAUUUGUGUUCAGUUUUUGAUAUAUUGUCAUUUUAAUGUACCCCCACGUGUUCUUACUUGUAGCUCCUGGUCUGAAUCUUAACUUGGCUCUACUUUAGUUGUUGUAGUUUAGUUGCAUUGUUAUUCAUGGUGAUGGUUUGAAACUGG
Oncorhynchus nerka (sockeye salmon) is the source of this 7215-nucleotide messenger RNA. RefSeq names its product centrosomal protein 131 (gene cep131). Gene Ontology annotation, molecular function: protein binding. The transcript has 27 exons. Gene Ontology annotation, cellular component: centriolar satellite. The record is from RefSeq and is a predicted model, not a curated record. Gene Ontology annotation, biological process: intraciliary transport involved in cilium assembly; cilium assembly; regulation of centrosome duplication. Lineage: Eukaryota; Metazoa; Chordata; Actinopteri; Salmoniformes; Salmonidae. Bases 513 to 3911 code for a protein of 1132 amino acids.